Messenger RNA from Aspergillus thermomutatus, 1047 nucleotides. RefSeq lists its product as uncharacterized. The record is from RefSeq and is a predicted model, not a curated record. The coding region runs from base 1 to 1047 and encodes 348 amino acids. NCBI's taxonomy places the organism in Eukaryota, Fungi, Ascomycota, Eurotiomycetes, Eurotiales, Aspergillaceae. The transcript has a single exon.
AUGCAAAGGGAGGCCGAAGGUGCUGUCUUCAGCCCAACCGGAUUAUUCUUCAAACACUUUCUUGACCGUGCCAAUGGUAGAGGCCAUAAUCUGCCCUUCCUACAGAAACUUCGAACCGUGAGGUUCCUUAUCAACUCUACUGCAAAGUAUGAUCCAGACGAGUAUCAGCCCUUCGAUCUCUAUGGUAGUUUGAACUUGAUCCGCCGUUUGCCAGCCAUCGAGUCGGUGCGUGUUGAUGGGAUCAUGGAGCCUAUACGGUCGAGCAUAGAACUUCCACCGCGAACAGCCAAUUACAGCAAGAUCGAAAUAAGGCACUCAAGCAUGGAUUAUCCAUACCUCAUUCAUACAAUUAGAUCCGCCAAAACUCUAAGAGAGUUUACCUAUACUAUUGGAGGCCAUGGAAGCAACAACGACAGUAUCGCCAUGUUGAACCCUGAUGAUCUAUUUCGGACCCUGCUAGAGUACUGGGACUCUCUCGAAUACCUGGAUCUUGAUGUUGAGGCUGAGCUUUCACUUAAAGAAAUUUUCGACCCCAAUGUAGGUCGACUAUUCUUCGGUGACUAUCGUUCCUGGUAUGGGCCGGCCUAUUUUUAUGAGUGGGAGGGAGAGCUCGGCGAACGACCUGAAGACAACAUUCUUCUAACAGAGAGACCACCUCCGACCUGCUGUUUUCUGCGCAGGUUCACCAAAUUGAGGAGCCUUAGCAUAGGAAUUCAUUUAUUGUACUACUUUGCCAGGGGCAUUGACAACGAUCGGCUGAGUGAGGAAGUAUUCUCACUUGCGGACCGGCUACCACCGAAUCUAGAGUCGUUACGGAUUUAUGGGUAUGCAAAGGGAAUGGAACCGUGGGUUGAGGGCCUUCCACCGCACAUUUUUGAUGAUAUGCUGUCGCAGUUGGUUAAGGAGAAGGACGAGAAGCUGCCACUCCUGACGCAUAUCGCGGGAAUCGAAGAAUUGAUUGAUCAUGCAGCGACGCUUCGGCGCCCGGUGAACCCAGAGGAUGUAUGGAAGCGAGAAGUCGAUCAAUGGACGGAGUAUGAAUAUUGA